AGCCAGUCUCUGAUUAGAGGGUCUCUAGCCUAGAAAAAGCGUCUGACGAAUAUCGCCGGCAUUGCCUCUCUCAGGCUUUUCUCUGCUAUGGUACAGACAAAAAGUGUUGUGUGUGUGUGCGUGUGCUGUGUGCGCAUGAUGUGUAUGUACAUACUUUUCGGGGCCAUGUAUUUCGUAGGAGGUAGGAGUUAGCGAUCUAGAAAUAUAUAGAAGUCUGUGCUCAUGAAGUGAUGGUUUCUGCUUCAUUCUGCUUCCUAAAAUUGAAUUACAAACAACAUGGCGUUUUCUGUAACUGUUAACAAUCUUUUCGUACUCGUUCUAACACUCGCAAUUUUCUUUGUUUCUUUAGCGAAUUCUGCGAACAGUUAUUACGCGUCUGCGAGAGUCGAGAGUUGUAGAGGUUGCUCGCUCAAUCGACUGCCGGAUGUCAAGCAAUUUAUCUUUAAAGAUCUGCCAAACUACAACAAUGUGGAAUUCAGACAUAUACAAGGUGCGAUACCAGAGCUUGUACUGUUCAACGAACAUGAAGAGGAAGUGGAACGAUUGGUAUUGUCUAGAUUGACUCGGGAAGAAUGUAAUGAACUGCUAAUCUCUAAAGGUUUCAGUAAAAAAUCCAAAGACAAUAAGGAUGAGAUGUAAUUCUUCAAGUCAAUGUAUACUUAUUGCAAGAAACAUUAGCCUAGUCACAAAUAACUCUAAAAAAAAGAAUUAUUCCUAAAAAGUUUUUUUUAAUUAUAAAACUUGUUAAACUGUGUUUUGUUUAUAAUUUGUCUUACUAUAUUUUAUACUUAAUAAUAAUUUCUAAAAUAUUUGUUUAGAGUUUUAAUAUACAUUAUAGAUAUAUUUAAAACAAGAAAAGAUCAUGUUUCGAUAAUAUUAAGAAUAAGCAAUAUAUAUUGUGUAAAAAAUAUCAAAUAAUAUCAGGAACAAAAUUGUUUUAUCUUUUUUCCUUCAAUUAUUAUUAUUUCCUUAACAUGAACAUUAAUACAGUACAGAAAGGGGAA
Molecule: messenger RNA, 1004 nt
Organism: Formica exsecta
Lineage: Eukaryota; Metazoa; Arthropoda; Insecta; Hymenoptera; Formicidae
Product: selenoprotein M-like
Exons: 4
Coding region: 277-639 (120 amino acids)
Cellular component (GO): endoplasmic reticulum lumen
Molecular function (GO): oxidoreductase activity
Source: RefSeq, a predicted model, not a curated record